Molecule: messenger RNA, 969 nt
Organism: Plasmodium adleri (nom. inval.)
Lineage: Eukaryota; Apicomplexa; Aconoidasida; Haemosporida; Plasmodiidae
Product: MSP7-like protein, putative
Exons: 1
Coding region: 1-969 (322 amino acids)
Source: RefSeq, a predicted model, not a curated record
AUGAAGGGACAAUUAAUUUAUAUCGUUUCUGUUUUUGUAUUUUUUCUCAAUUGUGUGUGGUGCAAUUCAAAGAAUAAUAAUAAACGAAGAAAUUAUAAGAAAAAAGAAGACUUAAAAAAUUUUGAUAAUAUUGUUCUUGAUGAUUUUUAUUCAUCAUUUGAUUCCCAACAUAAUUAUGAAAAUAAAUUAAAAAAAAAUGAAGAUGAUAUUAUUGGACAAGGUAUCUUUUCACUUAUAAGUAAAAAUAAUCAAGAAAAGGAAAAGACACUAAAAGGGGAAACAGAAGAAAAUAAACCUACAGAAACGGAAGUCCAAGGUGAACAAAAUACUGAAGAUGCUCAAAGUGCUCAAGCUGAAGAAGGUACUCAAGCGGAUGACCAAGGUGCUCAACUUGCUCAACCUAAACAAGGUACUCAAGCUGAACAAGCUGAACAAGCUGAUCAAGCUGAUCAAUCUCCUAAAGCGGAUGAACCAGUUCAAAAACCAGCAGAAGAGAAAGACACAAAAUCACCAGUUCCUCCUUCACAACAAAAUGGAGAUUCUAAUAAUAAUACAUCACACUUAAAUACACCAACCGUUAAACGCUUGGAUGAAAUUUUCGAUGAUGUUCUUACACAAUUAAAUAAAAAAUCUCAAGUUGACACUGAUGCAAAUAAAGAUAAAUAUAAUGAAUUUAAAAAAGAGUUUGAUAUGUUUACUAUGAAUGUAACUGAAUAUGAAAUAAUUAAAAAAUUACUUGUUACAUUCUCAGAGACGAUUGAUAAAAAUAAUCAAAUUGAAACAAAAAUAGAACAUAUAUUUAAUAAAGCUUUAACUGAUAAUAAAUAUAAAGAACAAUUUAAAAACUUUAUUUACGGAUUAUAUAGCUUUACUAAAAGACAUAAUUAUAUAACAGUUAAUAAAACUGAUGAAACAACAGUUCAUAAGGCUUUAUUUGAAAAUGCUCUUAAUUUAAUAAAUACUAUUUAG